This is a messenger RNA of Planococcus citri (citrus mealybug), 2579 nucleotides long. RefSeq lists its product as uncharacterized. The record is from RefSeq and is a predicted model, not a curated record. The transcript has 2 exons. The coding region runs from base 302 to 1384 and encodes 360 amino acids. NCBI's taxonomy places the organism in Eukaryota, Metazoa, Arthropoda, Insecta, Hemiptera, Pseudococcidae.
AUGCUGUUAACGAUGCAAGCGAUCCUUGAAAAAUUUAGGUGCACUACAAGCAACCUGUUUGAGGUGGCAGAGUGACCUGGCUUGCGCGGUUUCAUAUUGAGGUUUUGAGGUUCCUGAUAUCUAGUUGUGUAAAUAAUCACGUAAAUUAUGAUUGUGAAAGUUCUAUUCGUGAAUAUUUUAUGUUAACUCAACUAUCCAAUUGUGUUGAAAUAUUGAUUCGUUAGGCUGUUAAGAUAUUGAAAGGGUAGAAAAGUUGUCCAAAAGGUUUGGAUUGAAAUAGUGUCAUAAUCGAAGCCUGCAAAUGGCUGAAAUCACCUCUGACGUGUUCGAUAUUUUUCAUCCAACUCCAGCUCCACUGAGAGAGUUAUCAGUGAUCGUCAUUAGUCUCGAAAUAUGGCGCUGCGAAAUAAAUAAAUACCGUUCGAGCAAUACGUUGAAAGAGUUUCGUCCAGCUGGUGAACUUAUCUCAUUGAAAACUAUACUCAUUCCUCAUUUGCCAUCUGUGAUUUAUUCUACGAUUGAAAAAUAUGUUGAAAGAUUUGGACUUUCAAUGAAUAACUGGCUACGGAGACAUCAUCUGUCGGUAUUUCAUUUUCAUUACGAUCAUAAAAAUUCUGUUUUGGAAUACUUCGAAGAUUUUGUAUGCGAUUACGACGGAACCAUUCAUUAUGGAAGAACAGCCGAACGUAUGAUGCAUUGUGAUCGAUUUGAUACCGAUCAGAAAUUCUUAAUCGCUUGUGGGUAUUGUUUCAAAGACGAUGUUGUACGAAUUUACCCAUUUAUAGAGAAAAAGAUGAUCAUGCCGUAUGAUAACUUUUUUAAAUACUCUCAACUCGUGUACUGGAUUUUUUUUGCCGGAAAAAAUGUCAAUUUAAGCAGACCUGAUAUAAUAGACGUGUUAUUUGAUUACAUAUUUCGAAAUGGACCAUCUUUGGAAUAUUUUUGGAAUCUUAUUCCAUUGGAAAAUCGUUUGGAAAAAGCUAUCGAUAUUUUUAACUGUGAUUUACCAUCGUUUGUUCGAUUCAUCUUACCCAAAUUGGAUGGUCAACAGCUCAAUGAAUUCCUUUACGACAACGGUUGUGCAUUACUAUAUGCUUUGUUGAAAAAAUCUUGUUAUUAUGAAGAAGUGAUUCUAUCGACAUGGAUUUAUGUUGAAAACGCGAUGAACGAGAUUGCUUUCACAGAACUGGUCGAGAAAAUAAUGAAAUGUGAGUUUGCGGGAGUCUGUGUUAGUUGCGAAUUGGAUCAAGAUGAAUAUAAAUUGGACGAAGAUGAUCAUGUUGACGAUGAUCGCGAUCUUGGUCAUUUUCUUCAAUUAUGUUUUGAAAUAUGGAACACUGCUGCAGAAAAUUUGAAACGUUCGGCUGUUAGACGCAUUACAUAGGUUGAUUGUUUAUUUGAAGACGUAUUCGACGUUAAUGAACUUCCAUCAACCUCGAACGAAUUCAAGUUCUUAUUGGCUGUCCUUUCUCACGCCACCUAUGAGCAGAGAAACGCUUUCUGGCAUAAUUGCUGGAGAUAUUUGAUUUAUAAAACACAGGUCGAAGUUUUACAUAAAAUAAUGCUGCUAUGUUUCCGAGAUGAAGAUGAGAUUACUCAAUUCAAGAAAAACAUCAUGGCCAAUGACGAAGAGGCGCUUGAUUAUUGUAGUAGAUUACUAACCUUGACGUAUUUCGACGAAUUGAAUCAAUUCGCGAGAUUUUUACUACCAGAAAUGCAAGCAACAAGAAAUUUCAAACAGCGAUUACUACGGUCUACUUUUCUCAAUGAUGAAUUCGGUGAUUCUUGCAUCGAGAUCGUCAAGAAACAAAAAGAGUUCGAUGGAUUUAUUAAAGAUGCCUACGACAACGUCGAUCAGUCUACAGACUUUAAAAAUGAGCUAAUGUCGUCACCUUCAGUCCAAACGAGAUUAUCAAUCGAUGCUCUAUCUGUACCCAUAGAACAGUUUAUUGAGUUCAUUGACACUUUUGUCUCGACUGAGCGAAUUCUUCUCGAGUUAAAAACUCGUAUGAUCAAUUUUUUAAAGGAAGAAGUCGCUGAUUAUAAAUCUAAGGAACCGAAAUCGUCGUUCACCUCUCUUUUAUCGUGGUGUUUAGAAGGUAAUGAGGAAGUUUCAAAAUUUGAGUUGAGCUAUUUAUGAUCUAGUUUUGAUGGAAUAAUUACUAUAAUCGCACCCAGUGGAAUGUUUUUUUGUUUAUCGUAAAAUUCGUGUUCUGGGAUGAUCUUGUCGAUCCAUAUUUUCACUUUCGGAUUAUCUAUCUCGUUAUUUUAAAAAAAAUUUUUCGUUUUAUAUAAUUUCAUUUUAUUCUUGUGUAAAUUGUCCAUAUUUUAUACCCACGAGUAUUGUAUUUCAAUCAUGUUAAUCUCAACUAUGCAAACGUAUUAUUGAAUUUGAUUUUCGCCUUCUCAAUAGUUAAUUAUAUACAAGAAUUUUUGCUUUCUCGAAAAAUUUCUGUGAAGAUUACCGUUUUUCUUGCAAAACUCGAAAAAAAACUCGUUUUUUUCACCAAAUUUCCAAUGACCUCAUUUUUUUCAAAACUUUUAAAAAGCUUCAUUUCUUUCAAAAUAUUGUUCGAAAG